This is a messenger RNA of Phragmites australis (common reed), 1243 nucleotides long. RefSeq lists its product as uncharacterized. The record is from RefSeq and is a predicted model, not a curated record. Lineage: Eukaryota; Viridiplantae; Streptophyta; Magnoliopsida; Poales; Poaceae. The transcript is spliced from 7 exons. The coding region runs from base 1 to 669 and encodes 222 amino acids.
AUGACUUCACAGAUGGUUCCAAUCUUCCUCCAAGAACAUAUCCUUUCGAGCGAGAUCUUUGAUCUCAAUGGCACUUCUUCGGCCGAUGCUGUCGAGAAGGGGAAAGGAUCAACCAAUGAGGAGGUCGAGGGGUCUCUUCGAUCAAAGAGAUCGUCCCCAUCUUCUCACCUACUGCCAGAUCUGAGCCCUCUCAAGCGCAAGCGAAGGAGCCCUCGGGGAACGACAAGUGUACUCGCCCAAUCGCCUCCUCGAGCAACCGCCACUCUCGAUGACCCAGCCAAAAAGGGGACGUCUGGCACGUCCUCGCAAUCGUCAAUUCGAGGGACCUUCAGGCCUGAUGACUCGACUAGAGAGGCUACUGAUGCCUUGGCUUUGCCUGGUCCAUGUGUAACUCGUCCACCAGCUCCACCUACCAGACCAAGAAUGAAGAAGGUGAUAACAAAAAGGCCAAAGUCAAGCAUCAUUUCGCACUUCCCAAUUUCAAAGAGACUAUCGUCUGAGGAGCAAACCAAGGUUGUGAGCAUAUUGAAUAGUCAUCCGGGGCUGACUUCCCCAGUUGACUCGGCCUUAACUCCAAUUCCUCAGACCAGGGAUCUUGUCUUGAGUGCGCACGAAGAAGACUCGCAGCUUAAAGGGAAACAAAACUUCAAUAUCAAUCCCAACCAAUGACCCAUGGGCGGCGAUAAAGGCUCUUCUCCAGGUUACAAGCGCUCAGGUAGCUACCGUCGAGGCCAACCACCACAAAAAGCUCGAAGCCAAGAGGAAGAAAAUUGAACCAACAUGGAAAAACUUCUUGCUGACGCAAUGAAGAAGAUUGACGACGACGUCAAGUAUCGGGAGAGACUCAGGAAUCAAGUGAACACCGCGCAAGCUGAAAAGAAGGCCAUGAUGACUGAAAGGGAUGCUGCCCUCGCUCAGAGAGAUGUUGCUAUCCUGGCUCUUCAAGAGCCGAAGGAGCAGACACUCGACCUUAUGUCCCAAGCAGUCUCUACAAGCACCGCCACGCCACAUUGCUAGGUAUCCUCAAGGGUUACAAUCCAGUGCUCGAUACCUCAUUGGUGACAAUCGGGUUCAAUUGUACUAGCGAGGAGGCUGCAAAACUUGUUGAAAGCGUCCAGUCGGUGGUUCUAGCCUUUGUCGAGUCUUUGAGGCUUAGUCUGCCUAGUGAUGCUAGCGAGGGGAGUCCCUUGGACUAAUGGUCCAUUCUACUAUGGCACUUGUAAGACAUAUUUUAUGAUCUGAA